AUGGCUCCGACGCCAUCAUCUGCUAGAUCGAAUCAGUCCCAAUUCACCUUAAUCAGAACCCCACAAACCAAACAACGCCUCAAUUUCCACUCGAAAACCCCAAACCCAGACGCAUCAAAAGACCAUAUCCCACCGGAGCAUCCGGUUGAAGUAGUCGGCCGGAUCCGAGACUACCCAGAUCGGAAAGAGUCGUCACCGUCGAUCUUGCAAGUGAACCCAGAUAACCAGACGGUGCGAGUCAGAGCUGAUGUUGGGUACAGAGAUUUCACGCUCGACGGCGUUUCCUUCUCGGAGCAAGAAGGUCUCGAAUCGUUUUACAAGAAGUUUAUAGAAGAGAGGAUCAAAGGCGUGAAGCUUGGGAACAAAUGCACGAUCAUGAUGUAUGGACCUACUGGCGCUGGAAAGAGCCACACGAUGUUUGGAUGUGGGAAGCAACCUGGGAUUGUGUAUAGAUCCUUGAGGGAUAUUUUGGGAGAUUCGGAUCAAGAUGGUGUUACUUUUGUUCAGGUCACUGUUCUUGAGGUCUAUAAUGAGGAAAUUUAUGAUCUUCUCUCCACCAAUAGUAGCAACAAUUUAGGGAUUGGUUGGCCUAAAGGAGGAAGCACUAAAGUUAGGCUUGAAGUAAUGGGGAAGAAGGCGAAAAAUGCAACCUUUAUAUCAGGGACAGAGGCAGGGAAAAUUGCUAAAGAGAUUGUGAAAGUGGAGAAACGGAGGAUUGUGAAAAGCACACUUUGCAAUGAAAGAAGUUCUCGAAGUCAUUGCAUGAUCAUACUCGAUGUGCCAACCGUUGGAGGAAGAUUGAUGCUUGUUGACAUGGCUGGUUCAGAAAAUAUAGACCAAGCUGGGCAGACUGGAUUUGAAGCAAAGAUGCAAACUGCAAAGAUCAACCAGGGAAACAUUGCACUGAAGCGAGUUGUUGAGUCUAUAGCAAAUGGAGACUCUCACGUUCCCUUUAGAGACAGCAAGCUGACAAUGCUGCUCCAGGACUCUUUUGAAGAUGACAAGUCAAAGAUUCUAAUGAUCCUGUGUGCGAGUCCGGAUCCAAAGGAGAUGCACAAGACUCUAUGUACUCUGGAGUAUGGCGCAAAAGCAAAGUGCAUAGUUCGUGGGUCUCAUACUCCGAACAAAGAUAAGAAUGGGGGUGAUGAGUCUUCUUCUGCUCUUAUUUUGGGAUCAAGAAUAGCUGCGAUGGAUGAGUUUAUAGCCAAACUCCAGUCUGAGAAGAAGCAACAAGAAAAAGAAAGGAAUGAUGCACAGAAGGAGCUUAAGAAGAAGGAAGAGGAAGUUUCUGCUUUACGAUCCCUUCUCACACGGAAGGAAGCAUGUGCUACCAAUGAGGAGGCGAUAAAAGAGAAAGUAAACGAGAGGACACAGCUUUUGAAAUCAGAACUAGAUAAGAAACUCGAGGAAUGCAGAAGAAUGGCUGAGGAAUUUGUUGAGAUGGAGAGAAGGAGAAUGGAGGAAAGGAUUGUGCAGCAGCAAGAGGAACUUGAGAUGAUGAGAAGACGGUUAGAAGAGAUUGAGCUUGAAUUCCGGCGAUCAAAGGAUGGAGGAAGUACUGAUGAAACUAGUGGGUUUGCCAAAAGACUCAAGAGUCUUUACUCUGAUGAUGAUCCUGGUAUGGUGAAGUCAAUGGACCUUGACAUGGGUGAUUCAGAACCAGUCAAGCAAGUCUGGGGAGCUGCACAACCAAGCAACACAAUCAGCAGCAAUUUGUCCAACGUUUUACAACCUAAGUCUUCAGAGAAUAUGGUUGCGCAAAUGUACCCUGACCGGGUAUGCCUGAGCACUGUCUUUGAAGAAGAAGAGGUUGAUGAAGAUGAAGAGAAAGUGAUAGUUGAAGAUAAAAGCAUCUGCUCGAUAACAGCACCAAUGCCAAGUUUGAACUUUGAAGGUUUCGGAAAAGAGAACUGCUUCAACACUACGGAGGACAAAGAAUCAGAAUCGUCUAGAAAGCUGAGAAUUCAAAACAUAUUCACCCUUUGUGGCAAUCAGAGAGAGCUGUCUCAUCAACACACUGGACAAGAGGAGGUUGUUCAACCAAAGAAUGCAUCACCUGCGAAAGAUGAUAAGUUGUUUGCUAUAACCAAUAAGGCUGAGGCACUAGCAGUAGAAGAGGCAAAGGAAAACAAUCUCUCAGUGGAUGAAAGUAAAAACGGGCAGAUGGAUGUCCAUGUUAAAUGGGAAGCAACUACUGAUAACCCUCGACAGCAGCUCAUAGCAACACUGAGAGUUACAAAAGACGCAACACUCUCUGACUUGAGGAAGCUUAUUGAGAUCUACCUUGGCUCUGAUAACCAAGCUUUCACCUUUCUCAAGCUCGGGGAACCAUGUGGAGCUCAAGUGUCAAAGGAGAAAGAAUCAACAGUUCUAGCUACGAGCCUGCCUUUAUGCAAUGGAAACGGUCACCUCGCUACUCUGAGACCGGGGAAGAGCUCACAACUUCUAAAUCUUGCACCAGCAAGUCCACUUCCACUAACUCCAAUUGAAAAUAAGAUGCCAUUUACGCCCAUCUCAAGAAUGACACCGAAACACCACCAAGAUGAUGAACUCUCAUCACCUCUCGUAGCUCAUCUCAGCUCCACUCCAUUCAUCACUAUGAGAAGACAUUAA
Messenger RNA from Microthlaspi erraticum, 2613 nucleotides. The record is from the annotation of a GenBank genome assembly. Lineage: Eukaryota; Viridiplantae; Streptophyta; Magnoliopsida; Brassicales; Brassicaceae.